Schistosoma margrebowiei is the source of this 894-nucleotide messenger RNA. NCBI's taxonomy places the organism in Eukaryota, Metazoa, Platyhelminthes, Trematoda, Strigeidida, Schistosomatidae. The record is from the annotation of a GenBank genome assembly.
AUGGUGAACACAGAUUCACAAUGCAUGUUCAUUGACCUUGAACUGGGCGGUAUCACUGGUUUUGAUAUAAUAACAAAUUGGAAAAAACAACUGUACAUUCACACAAACCAACUUAGUAGAAUCUGGGUGAUCAUGUUUGCCUCAUUAAAAGGAUUAUCUGCAAUCGUAACCGGAGGAUCAUCAGGACUUGGGCUGGCUACAACUAAAAAAUUAAUUGCUGAAGGGUGCAAUGUGUUAGUUUGUGACUUACAAAAGUCUCCUGUGUUAUCAGAACUAGGCAGUAAUUGUGUUUAUUGUGAAACAGAUGUUAGCUCGGAAUCUGAUGCAAUAAAAGCUGUAGAUUUGGCCAAGAAAAAUUUCUCAAAACUCCAUAUUCUGGUUAAUUGUGCUGGAUCGGCAGUGGCCUGUAAAACAUUUAAUAUCAAACGGCGACAACCUCAUCCACUGGAUUUAUUCGAGAACAUAAUAAAGACUAACCUUAUCGGUACUUUCAAUAUGAUUCGACUUGCAUCUGGUUUAAUGUUAGCGAAUGAACCAGACGCUGAUAAUCAACGUGGUGUAAUAAUUAAUACUGCGAGUAUUUCAGCAUAUGAAGGUCAAGUUGGACAAGCUGCUUAUUCCGCAAGUAAAGGUGGAAUUGUUGGUCUUACACUGCCAGUUGCUCGUGAUCUUGCACGAGAAGGGAUUCGGUGUGUUUCCAUUGCUCCAGGAUUAUUUGAUACCCCAUUACUUAACGCCGUGCCAAAUGCAGAAUUGUUGAAAAAGCUUUCAUUAAACCCGAAUCGUAUAGGUAAACCUGAAGAAUUUGCAAAACUUGUUGAAUCUAUCAUCUGUAAUCCAAUGCUUAAUGGGACAGUAAUUCGAUUGGAUGGAGGUGUACGUAUGCCUCCUUAA